UGUCUCUCCAAAUCUAAUGAAACCUCCUGCUCUAGUUUUCCUUCUCUUCCAAACGUUGAAGAUCUCUUAGCAUUUCCCAACUUGUCCAGGAGCUGACUCAUAGCCAAGUAAGAAACCAGAAGCUUCAGGGAUGACCUUGCAACAUCAGCUGGCUUCUGGCACAGAAAACCCUGCCCUGGGUUUUGUGUCCAGCAUUCGUGCUCUAUAUGCUGCAGUGAAAGCAGGAAGAGAAGAAGAAAAAGAAGAAGGUGGAGCCAUGGCUGCUGUCCUUCUCCCAGGAAACCUGCAAGAUGAAGCCACUUGCUCAGUUUGUCUGGAAUAUUUCAAGGACCCCGUGUCCAUCCAAUGCGGGCACAAUUUCUGCCGGGCUUGUAUCACCAAGAGCUGGAAGAGCCUGGAGGUGGACUUCCCUUGCCCUCAGUGCAGGGAAGUGUUCAAGGAGAAAAGCUUCAGGCCCAACCGACAGCUGGCCAACAUGUCUGAGAUCAUCAGCCAGUUCAUCCUGCAUGGUGGGAGAGGCCUUGAGGACGACAGGAUCUGCGAGAAGCACAAGGAGGCCCUGAAGCUUUACUGCAAAGACGACCAGAAGACCAUUUGUGUGGUGUGUGACCGGUCCCGGGACCACCGACCUCAUGCGGUGGUGCCUGUAGAAGAGGCAGCCCAGGAAUACAAGGAACAAAUACAGACUCGCUUGGAUUUCUUGAAGAAAGAGAGACAGGAACUCCUGGAAUUCAAAACUCAGGAUGACAAGAAGAGCCAAGAAUUGCUGAAAACCAUAGAAACCGAGAGACAGAAAGUUCUCUCUGAAUUUGAAGGGCUACGCCAGUUUCUCCAUGAUCAAGAACAGGUUCUCCUUGGACAGCUGGACAAGAUGGAGAAGGGCAUUGUGAAAAGACAGAAUGAAAACAUCACAGAGCUGUCCAAGGAAAUUUCCCUCCUCAACAAAUUCAUUGCUGAUCUGGAGGACAAAAACCAAGAACCAUUGCUUGAUUUCCUGAAGGAUGUGACAGCUAUUAUUGCCAGAAGUGACAAAGUUAAAUGUCAGAAGCCUGUUCCAGUUUCCUCUGACAUGAAGGGCCAUGUCUCCAACUUCACUUUGAAGACAGUGUCGCUCAAGGAAGUACUUAAGAAGUUCAAAGAUCAUCUCCGGGAUGAACUGGGGAAAGGUGAGAAAGAGGACUUGCUUCUGGAUCUGGAGACCGCCAACCACCUCCUCCUCAUCUCGCCGGAUCUCAAGACGGUGCGGAUGGGUUGCCGCAAGCAAGACCUCUCUGACAGCCCCAAACGCUUUGACACCAACUCUCGAGUCCUGGCAAAGGAAGGGUUCAAGUCUGGGCGGCAUUACUGGGAGGUGGAGGUGGGAUCCGCCGACGGCUGGGCCUUUGGAGUGGCCAAGGAAUCGGUGCGAAGGAAAGGGCUGACUCAAUUUUGCCCCGAAGAGGGCAUUUGGGCCCUACAGCAAAAUGGAGGGCAAUAUUGGGCAGUCACCACUCCUCAACGCACCCCGCUUUUUCUGAACGAGAAGCUGAUUAAAAUUAGAGUCUACUUAGACUACGAAGGAGAGGAAGUGUCCUUCUACAAUGCUGACACCAUGCAACACAUCUUUACCUUUAACAUCGCCUUCACAGAGAAGAUGUUUCCGCUCUUCUCAGUGUGCUCCACUAUAACCUAUAUUAAACUUUGCUCCUGAGACGAAAAGGAUGCCUCGAUAGAAACAGGAAGAAGCCCUGGUGAUGCAAGUGCUACUUGUUUUGAUAUGGGGCUGACCUCCAAGGGAGACACAAGGGUUGUGGGGAAAACACGUGAGAAACCUGGCCACCUUCAGAUGGCAGUGGGGUUGAAAACUAAAUCUUGGACAAAGUUGCAGAAGAUGCCACCAAUUUAUCUACGCCAUGCAGGAGUCCUGUUAAUAGCCUUGGUGUUUGAGCUUCUGUGUCUAACCCAAUCCUAUCACACAGUUAGGUAGGAUUGCAUCUCACCUGCCUUGAAUGUUGAGAAGAAGUGUAAUGGUUCCCCUUCCUUUGGAAUAGCUUCCUUUGGAAUAGGGAAUAUGACAAAGAGAUGGUAAAUUGUGUCAAAAUUGCAUACAGGACUGUCCCCACCCUCUAGCUGCUAUGUCUUUCCUCCAAAAGAGUUACAAAGGUGAUGUUUCGCAACAGGGAAGUGAUGGCUGGAAGGCUUUCCCUUGUCCGGUUCUUUCUCUCCAGCAGGGUCUCUGAUUUGAUGUUAAUACAAACACCAAUACUAACAGAAUAUUUGUAGCUCCAGGUUGAACCGUGGUGCCCUUAGUGCUCUCUGAAUGGGGAUGUUUUCUUGCAGACAUUUCAUUGUCCAACUAGGUAACAUCAUCAGUGCUAGAAGGGGAGUGGGCUUUACUCUCUGUUUUAUAUACAAGGAUUGGUGGGAAUGUUCUUGGUAGUUCCUUGAUUAGGCUAUUCUUUACCGCUCGAUUGUUUGUCUCAUUUGGUAAUGCCUCGAUUGGGGUAUUGUUUACUGCUUGUAAAUUGCUUGUAAACAAUCAAGGGUAGAGAAGCGUCUGCAAGAAAACGACCAAGCUCAGAGAGCAUCAAAACCCCCACAUAAACAUGGUUCUUGAACCUUGGUAUAGGAAAGGCAACUGGUCAAGAGUUGCAGGAAAGGGUAAAAUAAUCUGUGUCCUCUCUUUCUCCCUCCCUCCCUCUCUCUUUGGCUUCUUCUCAAGGUAUCUUAGUGGAGGAAAGAGAAUGCUUGGGGCAUCAAAAUAUAAGAUGCCCACAUACUGUGCAGUUCCCAGGGGCAGUUGAAGAAAGAUUUCAUCCUACAGAAUCACACACAAUUAGAGCUAAUGUUUCUAUUUACUAUUAAAAAAAUAAUUACUUUUCUUAAGUUUAUUUUUUUCAGCUUUAGUUCUUGGACUGUGGGAUUUCUCAAUGCAAAUGAUGUGUGGCUGGCUCUUGAAUGCAGGGGAGAUUCUCUUUGAUGUGGCCUUGCGGGCUUUUUGCACUUACUGUACCUUGCAGUACAGAAUUGAUUGCUUGUGUGAAGAGGCUUUUGCAAAUAAAUCCUGAAGAUGCGGAUGGAUGCCUGAAGACACCUGCCCUUGGGCCUUGUAUAUGUGCACCCAGAGAACAGCAAGCCAUUCCCUUUGU
Molecule: messenger RNA, 3128 nt
Organism: Notechis scutatus (mainland tiger snake)
Lineage: Eukaryota; Metazoa; Chordata; Lepidosauria; Squamata; Elapidae
Gene: TRIM7
Product: tripartite motif containing 7
Molecular function (GO): protein binding; zinc ion binding
Source: RefSeq, a predicted model, not a curated record